Molecule: messenger RNA, 2247 nt
Organism: Durio zibethinus
Lineage: Eukaryota; Viridiplantae; Streptophyta; Magnoliopsida; Malvales; Malvaceae
Product: quillaic acid 3-O-glycosyltransferase CSL1-like
Biological process (GO): cellulose biosynthetic process
Cellular component (GO): membrane
Molecular function (GO): cellulose synthase (UDP-forming) activity
Source: RefSeq, a predicted model, not a curated record
AUGGAUAAUUCUCUUCCUCUCCAUCUUUGUCAUGUCCACUACUUCUCCAUAAUCAUCAAUAGAUCACACGCAAUCCUCCAUUCGAUAGCAAUAGCUUUCUUGAUAUACUACAGGGUUUCUUUCUUUUUCCAAGAAAUCAAAAACAGGACCGUACCCACACUUCCAUGGCUUCUAAUCUUUGCCUCCGAAUUGAUUCUCUCUUUCUCCUGGCUCCUUGCACAAGCUUAUCGUUGGCGUACUGUUUCUCGGACAGUAUUUCCAGAGAGAUUGCCAAGUGAUGAUAAACUUCCAGCCAUUGAUGUGUUUAUUUGCACCGCGGAUCCAAACAAGGAGCCGACUGUGGAGGUUAUGAACACUGUGAUAUCAGCUAUGGCGCUAGAUUAUCCACCAGAAAAGCUUCAUGUGUAUCUUUCGGAUGAUGGUGGUUCUGCUGUAACUUUGGGUGGUAUCAAGGAGGCUUGGAUCUUUGCUAGGUCGUGGCUUCCAUUUUGUAGGAUGUAUGGUAUCAAAACUAGGUGCCCUGAGGCUUAUUUUUCAGGAUCUCAAAAUAACCAUGGCGACUUUAAUUGUUCUAAGUUCAUGGCAGAGAGGCAAAAGAUGGAGGAAAAAUAUGAGAUGUUCAAGGAAAGGGUAAGGAGAGUUGGAGAAAAACAUUGUAAGAUGGCAGAAGCAGCUGCUGCCAUUAACAAUAGAAGUGAUCAUCCAUCUGUGAUUGAGGUUAUACAAGAGUAUCCCAAUAGGGAACUGCAACAAGAUGAAGUUAAAAUGCCUCUCCUUGUCUAUGUUGCUCGUGAGAAAAGGCCUUCUCAUCAUCAUAAUUUCAAGGCUGGAGCCCUCAACGUCCUUCUUCGGGUCUCAGCGAUGAUGAGCAAUUCUCCAUACAUUCUGGUGCUUGACUGUGACAUGUACUGCAAUGACCCAACUUCAGCUAGGCAAGCAAUGUGUUAUCACUGUGAUCCUGAGAUAUCCCCUUCUCUGGCAUUUGUGCAAUUCCCUCAAAAGUUCAGGAACAUUAGUAAAGACGAUAUCUACGACAGCCAAAUUCGAUCUAUAUUCAAGAUACAAUGGCACGGUCUUGAUGGCCUGGACGGACCAGUUGUGUCUGGUACAAACUUUUAUAUAAAGAGGGAAGCAUUAUUGGGCAGUUUUAGUACGCAAGAAGGUAUAGACCUUUCGGUACUUAAGAGAUCUUUUGGUGAAUCCAACGAGUUCAUCAAAACGCUUUGUCAACACUAUAACCCUACUUUACUCAAUGGUAGGGAAUCUUCAAGCAUGUUGCUGGAAGAGGUGAAAGUUUUAGCCUCUUGCUCCUAUGAAAAUCAGACAACAUGGGGUACAAAGGUGGGUAUUAUGUACUUUUGUGUAGUGGAAGAUUAUUUUACGGGAUUUACUCUACACCGCAAUGGAUGGAAAUCUGUCUAUCUUGAUCCACCAAGACCACAAUUCUUGGGAACUUGUACCUCAAACUUCAAUGAACUAUCAAUUCAGUGGACAAGAUGGACAUCUGGAUUGGUUCAAGUUGCUAUCUCUAGGUUUUGCCCUCUCAUUUAUGGACCUCUAAGGAUGUCUUUGCUUCAGCUCAUGUGCUAUACAGAACUUGCAUUUUUGCCUCUUCUUUCUAGCCUGCCUCUUUGGGGCUUUGCUCUUAUCCCUCAACUCUGUCUAUUGAAUGGCAUUCCAUUGUACCCAGAGGUUUCAGAUCCAAAUUUCAGCAUAUUUUUGUUCAUUUUCAUAUCUGCUCUUUCAAAACAUUUAUACGAGAUUCUCAUAACUGGAGGGCAAAUUCGAACAUGGAAAAAUGAAUGGAGGAUAUGGAUGAUAAAAUCAGUCACAUGUUAUUCCUAUGGAAGCUUGGAUGCAAUUCUGAAUAAGCUUGGCUUGAGGGAAGCCAGUUUCGUGCCCACCAAUAAAGUUACUGAUGGUGAACAAGUUAAGCGAUAUGAGAUGGGAAUAUUUGAUUUCCAGGCGGCAACCAUGUAUCUUGCCCCAUUGGUUACAAUAAUUCUAGUGAACAUUGCAUCAUUUGUUGGAGGUGUUGUUAGAAUUAUGGUCUUGGAUAAUGGAGAUCACUGGAAAGAGAUGGCUGUACAAAUCUUUCUCUCAUUUUACAUAUUAAUCACAAAUUAUGCAGUUAUUGAAGGGAUGAUAAUCAGGAAGGACAAGGCCAAAAUUUCAUAUUCUGUUACUUUGUUAUCUGCUGUAUUUUCAGGGAUUAUCUUGUCAGUCGGAUCUGCCAUUCUGUGUUAA